Limulus polyphemus (Atlantic horseshoe crab) is the source of this 2044-nucleotide messenger RNA. RefSeq names its product nuclear distribution protein nudE-like 1. Bases 636 to 1583 code for a protein of 315 amino acids. The transcript is spliced from 9 exons. Gene Ontology annotation, biological process: establishment of mitotic spindle orientation; cell migration; microtubule nucleation. Gene Ontology annotation, molecular function: microtubule binding. Gene Ontology annotation, cellular component: kinesin complex; centrosome; kinetochore. NCBI's taxonomy places the organism in Eukaryota, Metazoa, Arthropoda, Merostomata, Xiphosura, Limulidae. The record is from RefSeq and is a predicted model, not a curated record.
UCUAAGAUCGUGGGUAUACUAGAUCUAUUCGUUAAGAAAGCUGCACUUUAAACAGUGUUCACGUAAAAACCUUUACAUGUUAGGAUUUCAUGUAUAUCUGAGACAGCAAACGCUGUUUAGCGAUCCGGAUUUUACGCUGCCGCUAAAGGGAAGGUGUAUACGCUAUUUAUUUUGCUUCAAGCGAGUCAUACAAGUCGUUGCUUUAUUUUCCGUUGAACCUAAAUACAUUCGUCACUCCUGUAGGAAGCGUCAGCGGGAUAGUGACGUAGAAACGCCUUGUACUGGUAGAUUUAACUGGCCAAUGCUGGUUUUGCGUGUACUGUGUUUCUACAGGCCGCAAAAGAAUCAAGUCAAUCGACAUAGCAACGCGUACAUUUUGUAGUAUCUGCUUAGGCCUAACAAACUUCUUUAAAGCGAAGGGAAGUGCCAUUACUAAAUAUUUUAAAGAUUCCCAGUUUCGAAUUUUAUGAAUUAUCACUUGUGAGUAAUCCGCAAAAAACAACUGAUGAUAUCUUAGAGUAUUAGGUAAAAAAUUAGUAAAUUUACUGUUAAUUGCUGUACUGUACUUUGAAAUUGAACUAGCAGCACUGUCACUGACGAACUAUCUCAGUGAGCUGAACCAAGCGUACGUAAACAUGGAAGAGGAAAUCCCGAGUUUCUCAUCAUCAAAAGAUGAAGCUGCUUAUUUUAAAAAGGUGGCUUUAGAUCUUAUGAAAAAAUGGAAGGACAGCCAGGUGGAACUGCAGGAGUUUCAAGAUGGAAGUCGGGAAUUAGAAGCUGAGCUAGAAGCCCAGCUGGAGCAAGCAGAGAAGGCGAAUAAGGACCUGAGGUCAAUCAAUACCCGGCUUAAGAUAGAUUGUGAAAGUCUACAGGAAAAGCUAGAAAAAAUGCAGAAGGAGAACCAACGUCAUAUUGGUGACCUUCAGCAUGAGUUAUCAGUGAUCAAGGCUGAGAGAGAAGACCUUACAAAAUAUAUUCGUGAACUGGAACAAGCCAAUGAUGACCUUGAACGUACAAAAAGGUCAACACUAUGCUCCCUUGAAGACUUUGAAUCAAAGCUAAAUCAUGCUAUUGAGAGAAAUGCUUUUCUUGAAAGUGAACUAGAUGACAAAGAAACUUUAGCUAUGAUGGUCCAGAGGUUGAAAGAUGAAACACGUGAUUUAAAACAAGAGCAGUUAAUCCAUCAGUCUAUAAACAAGCAGGAAAAUAACAACAGUAUUACUGUUCUUCCACAUGUGGACAAUGACAAGAAAGCUGAGAAAUUGAAAGAGAUAGAUUUUAACAAGUUAACUACUGAGAACCACACACAAACUGUUUCUCCAGUCAGAGGACCAUCAAUUCAAGGAAGUAGUGUGCCUCUCACACCAUCAGCCAGAAUAUCUGCAUUAAAUAUUGUUGGAGAUUUACUUAGGAAGGUUGGAGCACUGGAGUCCAAGCUUGCUUCUUGUCGAAACUUUGUCAGAGAGAAUGCUCAGAAGCUGGAGGAACAUGGAAGUCCUGCUACAACACCAACGAAAAUAAAGCAGUUCACAAAAGCAUCUUCUAUCCCCAGCCCUCAAGAGAUUAUUUCUUUACCAGUAUAACAAAAAAAACAUUGUUUAAUCAUUGCUAGAUAGAAAUGUAAUGGAGAUAGAUUCUCGAGGUAUAGUUUCUGCAGAGUGAGACUGGAUAUUUUCUGUGGUUGUAAAAAUUAAUUUCUUUGUGUCCCAACAGAAAAUGAAAUUCUUCUUUUGGAGUGAUAACAUUUUCAUCCAAAGAAAGUAUACCUGAAUAUAGAGUCAACUCUUAUUCAGAAUUCUACAGAAACAAGACCAAAGUUUGCAGCCUAUAAGUUAUUAGAUUAUACUAAAAGCACAAGAUACCAAACCUCUGUUUAUUUUUUUUUAAUACACACCUUGGUCAGUAUUUUGUAAUGUAUGGGGGAAAAAGUAGCUUUCAUAUAUGAAACAUUCAAUUUUUUCCAGAACAGCCCAAGUGUGAGAUUGUGGCUGAUUACAAAAAAAAAAAUCUUAAAAUAAUCAUUCAGGCUGCAAAUAAAUAUUUU